ACGUGAGAGUUGGACGUUUCAGAGAAGGGAGAAGUCGCUGAAUAAAGGACCAUUAAAGAGUUUGACGGAUGUGAGAAGACUGUUUCGGAGUUGUGGGCUAUAGCUAAUUUAUCGGAAUGACAUUUUAGCGGGAAUAUCAAUAACAGGCAUAUUCAUAUAGUUUACUUGAAUGUCCGCGAUAAAAUAUAGAAUCGAUGCCACCACGUAAUCCGAUGAUUGUUUGGAUAUUGAAGCAGGGAUUGUGAACCAACACAUCUGUCAAGGGGCUAUAUGAACGUAUCCACACUUACUAUCUCAAAUGAAAAUGUAAACAGUCCUUCAGGUCCCUAUAAAGAGUGUGAUACCAACAGUGCCAGAUAAAGAGUGUGAUACCAACAGUGCCAGAUAAAGAGUGUGAUACCAACAGUGCCAGAUAAAGUCAUCCACUGCCAGUAGAUCCUCUGUCUACAGUCGGUGGUGUUCUGGCGCCCUCUGUUGUGUGACGAGGGAAGGCCAGGGACAGACAGGAUGGAGAACGUGUUUGAGGAGGGGAUGAACCCUGUUAUCAUUGCCCACUACAACCACUCUGGGAAGUGGGGUCGACCUCGGAGCAGUGCGGCCUGUAAGACUGUUGUCCUCCUCCUCAUCUGUGUCCUCAUCGUGCUGGAGAACAUCACAGUGCUGCUGGCGCUGUGGAGGAACAAACGCUUCCUGAGUCGCAUGUACUUUCUCAUCGGUAACCUGGCCCUGUCUGACCUGUUGGCUGGGGUGGCCUAUAUGGUUAAUAUCUUCACCUCUGGUAGCAGUACCUUCUUCCUGACGCCGGCCCAGUGGCUGGCAAGAGAGGGAAGCAUGUUCGUGGCCCUCAGUGCAUCCACCUUCAGCCUACUGGCCAUCGGUAUCGAGAGACACAUGACCAUGGUUCGUCUGUGCAAGGCGGCGGGGCGGGGGAGGUUACUGGGGCUGCUGGGGGCAUGCUGGGCCGUGUCUGUGCUGCUCAGUGCCCUGCCUUCCCUGGGCUGGAACUGCCUGGAGCACCUGGCCUCCUGCUCUACCGUGCUGCCCCUCUAUGACAAGAGUUACGUGGCCUUCUGCAUCAGCGUGUUUAGCGCCCUGCUGGUGGCCAUCAUCAUCCUCUACAUCCGCAUCUACCGGCUGGUGACGUCCAGCGGGCGGAGGGUUAGCAGCAGGCCCUCGGAGCACUCACUGGCCCUGCUGAGGACGGUGGUAAUAGUUCUGGGGGUGUUUGUGAUGUGCUGGGCCCCGCUGUUCCUGCUGCUGCUACUGGACGUGGGCUGCAGUCCGGAGCGGUGCCCUGUGCUCUACCAUGUGGACUGGUUCAUUGCCCUGGCUGUGCUCAACUCAGCACUCAACCCCCUCAUCUACACCCUGUCCAGCAGGGAGAUGAGAGCAGCUUUCUUCAGGCUGCUGUGCUGCUAUCAGCCUCAACUGGAGGCCCCAGCCCCCAUGGCAGGCAACCCCCACCUGGGGACUGUCAUCCCCACGGCUGAGAACAGCAAGUCCAGUGUGGGGGGAGGAGGUAGUGGGAUAACGGGGGCGGCCAAGUCUCUGACCCGGGGGAAGAUUGCAACGCCCCUGAACUCUAACAACCAGCAUUUAGACCCCUCCGCCCCCACGGUGCCACACCUCUCUGGACCGGCCGACCUUCUGUCAGCGGUGCUGGUCAAGGCUGGGGCACUGCCCUCCCUCAGCAAGUUCUGACUGGACAGCUAAUUCACUGUAGACUGGUCCCAGAUAUGUAUGCGCUCUAGUAGUCUAGCCAACUACUCUGAUUAUCGUUGUCAUGCCACGUUUGUCAUAGUUGGCUAAUGCACAUCCAGAUAUUGGACCAGGCUAGAUUCACACGACAUGGCUAGCUGACAAUGCUGUGUGUGGGCAUUGUACAGGCAUGAAAAUGAGACAAUUUCAGUAUGUACUGGUGAAAGUAAUGACCGAGGAGACCUUAGGUAAACAUUUGGAUGAGGUUUCUACUGAUGAACCUUCUGUAAAUACAUUGCUUCACCAAUGAGACCGCAAAGCGAAGAUCCGCGAAGGAUCUACUCUUACCAUAGCUCAUCUAAAGCCACUAUUUUGCAAAAAACAUUCAAAGGACUCACAUUGAACCUUUGUACCUAAUACAUAAUUUACAUAACUAUGGAACACAAUGCAAAAUGUUACCAAGUCAUGCAAAAGAGCAGGGCUGUUUAAUGUUGGUCCUGGAGGGCCAAAACACUUCUGUUUUUCAUCUUCUCUUUCUAACCAGGGACUGACUGAUUCAGACCUGGGACAGCAGGUGAGUGCAGUUGACUACCAGGUACAAACAACAAUCAGAAGUGUUUUGAAUUGAACAGCCCUGUAAUAGAGCAUAAUAUAGCUUUAUUAACUAUAUAUAGUGUGGGAUCAGUGAAUUCAUUGUUUAUAUGUGUGUAAUAGAGGAUGGGUGGUGUGCAACUAAAGGUAGGAUCACUGUGUAUUGCACAUGCAGUGUCUAUUGUUUUUCCGAUUCACCUCCCUUUCUCUUUCUAUGUCAGCACAGGGUAUUUAUUUUCAAUGAAGACCAAGGCCUUCUUAGUGCUAUGAACUGUGUGACAAUCCUUUGUGUGUGUGCCUUAACUGUAUAGUGAGUCAAAUAUUGAUUUUGUAAUGAUUUGAAGUUUACUGCCAGAGUAAAGAACGUGUCAAUAUCGAUUAUGGUUACUCUUAGCCACAUAGAUGCAAGACACUCACACAAAUGAUUUAACCAACAAUGGACUAAGUUACAUUUAAAUCUUGAGUGGUGUGGUGUCUAAAACCAUUACAUACCAAUUGAAUAAAAACGAUUCUUGCUUCAUAAGCAUUGGUCACUUUUCGUGGUUUUGUAUGUUAGGCUUUCAUGUAAUGCAUUCUCAGAGUAGUUACUGUACACAACAACAUUGCAGCAUGUUUUCUCACAAUAUUAUGUUUUAAUUCAAUUUGCUACUGUAUGUAGACAUGACAUAAGUUACAUUUGAACUUGUUUUAGUUAAGGGCCAUAUCCCAAGCCUUAAUCAUCCCAAUUUUAACAGGGAUCCUAAUCCACGAGAUAAUAAACAUACUAUCAUUAAUGAGACAGAAUAAAGGUAUAUUUUAAUGGUUUAUUAACUCUUCAGAUGAUACCGUUUAAUAUCCUAAUAUAAAAUAUCCAGGCCAUUCAUUCAACCCGUUCACACAAAAUUUGCAAGCUAUUCUUUCAGAAAUUAAUCUUGCAUAUCAUGAAAGGAUGACUCAUUUCAACAACUCAAUCUGUUUCACACUGCCACCUAGUGGGGAAAGAAAGGAAUUAGAGAAGGGAGGCUGCAUCAGGUACUGCUGGAAUGUCUACCAAUGAAUGGCAUGUCCAUCUUUUUGUGAGAAAUUACACUGGCCACUCAAAACAUUUAUAAAGUAUAAAUGAGUCAGUAAUUAUUAGUAAAUGAUUUAUAAGGAACUACCUUAUGAAUCAUUAUUAUAUACUUUAAAAGUUGUUUAUAAAUGUAUGAAUAACUAGCUUACUAAUAUUUACAAAUGUGGGAAUGGUCUUUUUGGGCUCAACUGGUAAUGAAUGGUGUGGCUGUUGAACAAGUUGAGGAGACUAAAUUACUUGGCGUUACUUUAGAUUGUAAACUGUCAUGGUCAAAACUGUCACGCCUUCAUCUGUUUCACCUGU
Oncorhynchus gorbuscha (pink salmon) is the source of this 3643-nucleotide messenger RNA. RefSeq names its product sphingosine 1-phosphate receptor 3-like. The record is from RefSeq and is a predicted model, not a curated record. NCBI's taxonomy places the organism in Eukaryota, Metazoa, Chordata, Actinopteri, Salmoniformes, Salmonidae. The transcript has 2 exons. The coding region runs from base 508 to 1701 and encodes 397 amino acids. Gene Ontology annotation, molecular function: sphingosine-1-phosphate receptor activity. Gene Ontology annotation, cellular component: membrane. Gene Ontology annotation, biological process: G protein-coupled receptor signaling pathway.